Molecule: messenger RNA, 7671 nt
Organism: Maylandia zebra (zebra mbuna)
Lineage: Eukaryota; Metazoa; Chordata; Actinopteri; Cichliformes; Cichlidae
Gene: nlrc5
Product: NLR family, CARD domain containing 5
Biological process (GO): positive regulation of MHC class I biosynthetic process; positive regulation of transcription by RNA polymerase II; positive regulation of MHC class II biosynthetic process
Molecular function (GO): protein binding
Source: RefSeq, a predicted model, not a curated record
AGCCAUUUCAUGAGUUUCGGUUUAAAAUGAUAGAGACACUGGCUGGCCGCACUGAGUUGCAAUCUGCGCCAAGUAUUAUUGCCGAUGGAGUCUGACCAUGGAUGAGGAGGUCAACCCUGACCAUGAAAAUGUGAACUCAGUCUUGGCUCAGGACUCCAUUGAAUUGUUCCACAUCCUCAGCAGUCAGUCGCACUCAGUCAUAAUGGAGCUGUGUCAAAUGAUGCCCAGUGAAGCUUGGCGCCAAUAUCAGCUUGACCCCUCAAGCUCUUCUGCAGCAGGAAGGCCAGAACUCAUCAAAACCAUGUUGGAUUACUUCAGGUCAGCCAGUGCUCGAAAAUGCCGUAACUUCCUUCAGAGCGUGUGCUUCUCGUGUGAGAACAUUCCCAUGCUUCUGGAGUCGAGGCUCAUGUCAGUGGCAGGAUAUGACAACACUGAUGAUGUACCAUCUCCAGCCGCAGAGGACGUGUCUCUAGCAAACACAGACGGUUGUGAAAGUUCUAGGCCUGCUGUAACAUCUUUAGAGCAGCGGCUCAUCAAGCGCCCACGGAUCGAUCACUGGGAGCAGUACAUCAGUGAAGUGAAGAAAUUCCUGCUGAAGAGAUGGGAGCGACUCACAGCUGGCCUGGUGAGGGAGGUCCAGCUGGAGAAUGUAUGGGUCAGCCCAAGAGCGGCAAACAGAAGCAGAGACAGACCUGAUCAAACCCCUGGCUCAGCAGACAGAGGGGGCAGAACACCAGAGCCCGAUGGGGAUUACGGGUAUUUGGAGUCCAGAGUGACAUUGGAGACGUUCCUCCAGGGAUGUAUGGGUAAAGUGACAGUUCUGGUGGGCCAGACUGGAUCAGGAAAAACUCUGCUAACAUCCUGUUUAGGACAGCAGUGGGCUAGUGGAUUAGGUCCUAUCCCUUCAUCCUUUGUGUUUGUCCUGCUGGAGUUUCGUCAGCUCAACCUACUGUCACACCCUCUUUCACUAUCAGAGCUGCUUUUCCAGUACUACCUCCCUCCAACUGGGGGAGAAGAUGCAAAGAGAGCCAUUAUCGACUACCUCCUUACUAAUCCAGAGCAAAGCUGUUGGGUACUGGAUGGCUAUGAUGAGUUUCACGGCAAACUCAGCAGACAAGAAGUGCAGAGGAAACCGCUGCACUUAGAAGAUCCUCUGCCUGUCGCAGACCUCAUCUCAGGGUUGCUAAAUCGCCAGAUUCUUCCAGGAAGCACUGUGCUGGUCACCUGUCGUGUACGGGAUCUUAUAGAUUUGGAUGGCAUUUCAGAUAAAGUAGGCCAGCUGCUGGGCUGGGACCAGGAUGAGAUCAAGGAGUAUGUAGACAACUUCUUUGAUGCAAAAGCAGAUGUAGCUCUUAGAGAGCAGGCAGCACAGCUCCUUCUCUCCAGUCGACACCUCCUCGCCAUGUCUUCCAUUCCUGCCCUAUGCAACAUCUGCUGCAUCUGUCUUGAGCAUUUACUGCUGCAGUGUAGAGAUAAAGACACAGGAGGAGCACCGAUGCCUGACGAAAAAGGAAGUAAGGCAAGGACAGAUGCUCAGGAAGCAGAAGGAGCACAGAUGUCAAGAGAAGCCAGAGGGGAGGAGGGCAAUAGAAGAGGAAACCCUGCACAAAGGAAACAAGAGGAUGGAAAAAGAAAAGGGAGCAAAGAUGUAAUAAUGGAUGGAACAAAUGGCAGACCUCAGCUGACUCCCACUUCACUCCAAGUCCCCGCCACCCUAACUCAGGUCUACCUCACUGUUCUGGCCUCAUUUCUUAGCCGAGCCCCUAACCACGGAGGAGAUGGCAAGCCAAAAACUAAAAGAUUUCCUCACAGUGCUGUCACCACACUGACCAUUCUGAGUCAGUAUCAAUCGGAGCUGUGUGAGCUGAGCCAGCUGGCUUGGAGAGGCUUAGAGGAAAGCAAGAUACUCUUUUUGAAAGAAGAGAUUCCACAGGAGGUUUUAAAGUUUUCAUUGAAAAUAGGACUCUUAUCACAGGUGGAGCUCAGACGUCAGGACGGGAUACUUGCCAAUGCCUACUGCUUCAUUCAUCUGACAGUGCAGGAGUUUUUAGCUGCACUGAGAAUCAUGACUAGUAAUGAUGUUAAUGACGCACAGCUUAAGAAGAGAUUCAGUCUGAAAACUCGCUGGACAACCAAAUCAGACCAGAAGACGGUCUUCACUGACUCACUGUACCUCUAUGUUUGCGGUCUGGCUUCCUCAGAAUGCACUCCAGCCCUGGUUGAGUUAGCCAAGGUUUCUGGCAGAGCCCAAAGUUGGGUCCAGAAACGGCAAGACCUUGUUCUGACAUUGCUCAAAACCAUGUGUAACAGUAACACUCUGACCGGACCAAAGAUACUCCAGCUUUGCCACAGUGUUCAGGAGAGCCAGAACCACCAACUCGCCAAGCAGGUUUUUGGUGUGAGACCCAAACUGGAGCUGCGCAACAUCUGGCUGUUACCGAAUGAUAUCGAAGCUCUGGCUUUCGUAGUUAAUUCAGCCGAUCAUAAUGACAUCGGUCUGGACUUCGGAGCGUGCUCCAUGGAGCCGGAGUGUUUAAUAGUUCUGGCCAGGUGUCAGGGCAUUCAUAACCUCAGUUUUCACAGCCGCAAGUAUGGGGACAAGUUUGCUGAGAAGUUGUCGUCUGUUUUGCCUAAAUUCACAUCCCUGCGAAAACUAGAGUUUUCUGGUGCCAGCCUGACUGCUACUGGAGCAGCUAGUUUGGCCUCUGGUCUUCAGGAGUGUCCACACAUCACUGAUAUCAACGUAAGUGACAACAAUUUGAGGGAUGAAGGAAUCAGUCGCAUUGCAGAGAUUUUUACCAAACUACAAAACCUUUCGAAUGUAGCGCUGGGACGAAACAGCACAACCCUGAAUGCAGUCGACUGUCUUAUUAAAACGAUGUCUUCAUGUUUGAACAUCCAACAUGUUCAUGCAGAGGGGAUCAAAGACUUGACAGUAACUUUCUUCCAAAAGUCAGAUAUGAACAGCCAUAAAUCUAUACUUGAAUCAACAAUCAGCUUGCUGAACCAGAAUUGGAACAAGUCGGAGAUGCAGAAACUUGCUGAAUCCUUGGCUCAAUGCCCUGCGCUGUCUGUCCUAGAUCUGUCUGGAGGCCAGUGGGAUGAAGACAUUUUAAGGACACUGACUGAGUUUUUGCCAAAGUUCAGCAUUACUGACAAGCUCAUCAUUAAUGACAGCUGCUCAUCAGUGGAGGGUUUGGUGGUUCUGACUGCUCUACUGUCUGAUUAUCCUCCUGUGAUGGAGCUUCAUGUCAGAUUACAGGUUCCUGUUAAGGUGUCUAUUGUGUUUGCUAGGGGAAGGGAAAAACCUGCAAGCGGAAUAUCCAAAUCUCUCUGCCUCAGCUUCUGCAAUCUGUAUCCUGCUGAUCUGGAAAGUGUGUUGAGAUGUCUGGGAACCUCUUCUGAUCUCACUAUGCUGGAUUUGUCCAGUAACUGUUUAGGCAACAAGGGUCUGAAGAAGUUGUUGGAUUUCCUGCCUCGUCUUAGCAAAAUCCAGGAAAUUAAUGCCAGUAAAAAUGACAUCAACAUGGAAGGGGUGGUAAUGCUGGCUGCAGCUCUAUGCUCGUAUAACACCUUAACAGAAAUUCACAUCAGUGGCGGAGGCAAAGAGGAAGUCAAUCUAAAGUUCUGCCCAGAUGAAAGUGAUGACAAGCAGCAGCUGAAGAUGUUCCGAGUAAAGGACAGCAGCAUCCUACCAUCUGAUAUAACCAAAGUAUGUAGAAAAUUGGUCCAGAGUCGCUUCCAUUGGGAGUUAGAGUUAUCUCAGUGUUCACUUACCGACAAAGCCAUCAAGAAUCUUCUCAAAGUGUUGCCAGAGAUGACGUCACUGCAGAGACUCAAUGUCAGACAGAGCAUCACAUCUGCAACCGAUGCACUCGAGCUGGUCAGCUGUUUGAAUCACAGUCAGCGAGUGACGUCGGUUGAGCUCAGCCUUCGGGGUGACUCCUUCAUCAAUUUUGAUACAGUGAAAGUGGAACAAGUGAGCUGCAGGUUAACUCAUUUUUGCCUGAAGGGUGACCACUUGAAGAAACUUCUUGAGAUCCUGCAGCAGGGUCCCCAGCUUUCAGAUCUUGAUUUGUCAAGUAACCAGCUGGAAGAUGAAGACGUGGGCUCUUUUGUGCAUUCCCUACCAAGGCUAAAAAUCAGCACCUAUGUCAAUCUCAGUAACAACAGACUGACCCAGCAGGGGCUGCUGGCUGUGGCCAGCACAUUGUGUACCUGUGCUAAUGUCUCUGGUGUGGAAGUGAGCUUAGGAGAAGAAGAGCGAUGCCUCAUCUGGUUCAGACAAAAUGAAACUCGGGAAAAAACUCUGAGAAUCAGGGAAGGUAGUUUGAAGCAUGAACAUCUGAUCCGAUUAGCAGAGAUUGUGUCCAGUUGUCCCCAUCUGGCCAAAGUGGAAUUAAACCACAGCUUACUGGAGCAGACUGAACAUUUCCUACAGCUGCUGAGCUUCAGUCAAAGUGGAUGUGUUUUCAGUAUUGAGGAGCGUUGGAUCAGCGCUGAGAAAGCGGUUGGAUUAAUGCGCCACUGUUUGCAACUCAAUAGCAAUAUUCAAACUGUCAGGAUUCAUCAAAACACACUCCACCUGACCAGUUCCACUGGACUGACGACAGAUAGUGAUCUCUCUGGAAAUGCAGCUCAAUCGAGUGCCAUAAAGAAAAUUGGCCUUGUGGACUGUGCAGUAAAUGUGUAUCAGCUUGCAGCCAUAGAGAGCGUCAUCCUCAGUUGUCCAUUUCUGACAGAACUGGAGUUUUCCCACAACAGCCUCGGUGUAGAGGGAGCUGAGUUUCUCUGUUCUGUUCUUCCCCGGUUGCCCAAUCUCACUUCACUCAGUCUGUCGGGUCAUCAGAUUAGUGAGACGGCAGCUCAGAAUAUGACCAGGUUUCUGCCCUGUCUACGAUCACUUAAUCUUUCCCACUGUGUUUUGCCUGGAGGACUGCAGCUCAUUGAAGCACUGGGACAGUGUGUUAUUCUUGAAGACCUUUGUUUGGAUUCUGUGGCACUGAAUGAGGAGAGCAGGAUGUGUCUGGCACGAGCUCUAAAACAUAUCAACUCUAUUCGCCGUCUCAGGCUGAAUGAGAUUGUCACAGCAAUGGACAAUCUCAGCGUUCUGGAUCUCCUGGCUGCCACGAAGGGACACGCACAUUUAGAGCAGAUAGAGUUGGGGGGCUGGAGGAUGGCUUGCAGAGGAAUAGAAGAGCUGAACAGGCUCAUUCCGAACUGGAAAGAGCUCAGGAAGAUAAAGCUGUCAAAGAACCUUAUCAGUGACCAAUCAGGAGAGAAGCUGCUUGAGGCUUUGAAAGCCUGCAGCCACCUGGAGGAGCUCUGUCUGUCCGAUAACAAACUGGGAAUCCUCACUGCUGCCAGGAUGGCCCUCAUUUUCCCAUCACUGACACACCUCAGUGUGUUAGACAUUUCGCUCAACCACAUUGACCAUGAAGGCUCCAAUAGCCUUUCCAAAGCCAUAAUGUGCAUGAAGAACCUCAAAAAGAUUAACCUGACCUCUGUUGGGACUUCAGAGCUGCGUCCUGUUGUAGCCAGUCUGGCUCACUGUCCCCUCAUACAGGAAGUUGGUCUGGGUUGGAAUAACUGUCGUGAUGAAGUGGCACUGGAAGUGGCCAGGGUUUUGCCUUUCUGUCAUACGCUGACUCAGAUAGAUCUCGAGUGCAACAGCUUGAGUGUUUCUGGAGCGGAGGCCCUGCUUAAGGCCUUAAGGUUCUGCCCUGCUCUGCAACUCAUCAGACUCUGGAAGAACAAAAUCUCUGACGGUGAUGUCCAUAGGCUCGGUCUAAGGGACAGAAGGAUGAAUUUCUCUUCCACCUGAUAUGAUCUGCACUGCUUGACAGUUGAGAAGCACAAUUCCAGUUCAUCAGCACCAGUGCAGACGAACAGUCCAGUACCUUUUCUGCCAACACUGACUUAAAAAUCUGUGAGAAUUUUAUUAUUAUUUUUUUUUUGCUUGAAGUGUUUUGGGGGUUUUUUUUCUAAGUGCUGCUCUAUUGAAACACGGCUGUACAGUUGAAAUAAGUUUGUUAGAACAAGAAGAAAUAAUGUAUUUUUGAAACUAUUUAAAUCCCUGACUUUGCACUGAUUGGCCUUUGGUUUCACAAAGCAGGAGACGGGUGGAAGCCACUGAAACCUUUUUUUCAAAAGCUGCUGUCAGAUUAACAGGGGAGCACACAAAGAGGUUUAUGGACACAAAUUGGGAGAGGUGGCACGCUCAGCUGAUCAGUAGAACACCACACUAGAUUUUGAACAAAAAGUGUUUUCUUCAAAGCCACUGAAAUAACACACUUACUUUUGUAAUCAGUCGUAAUAAUCAGCAGUAGAAUUAGUUUUUUUUACGGUAGAGGGUAUACUGUCAUCACCUUCCCAGGCAGGCGAGUAGGUGGGCGAGGACACCCAAGUGAGUGAUGCUGAGAGACUGGCCAGCUGCUUCCUGUUUUAUCAUUGAAUUCCUGGGAGAAAGGAAAAACACACACAUAAACAAAGCAGGUCCCGCCUGUUCACUUUUAACUAAUGUAUCACACUCAUGACUAAAUUCUUCCCUACUGAAUUGAACAGAUAAUAUUUUACUGUUAUAACGGGACUACAGUAUUUCCCAUAUGACAUGAUCAUUUCAAACUUGUUACAAUAAAAUUAGAAAAAAUCACAAAGUACAUUAAAGAUGGCUUUUAAAAAAAGAUUACACUAACUUAUGUAUGCACUUAAAAAAGUGUGAAAUCACUAAACCUGUGUUGAGCCCCGCCUUUCAGUAGCACACCACUGAGCUCCCAAACUGCUGUGAAAAUAAAGGCCACACUGUGUUAUUUUCCUGUGAGGAAAUGAUGAAUAUAUCUUUGCAGACUCUGAUACGAGGAGUCAAUUUGCAUUGUGGAAUGUUUACAAUAAUUAGAGGCCACAUUACUGAAAACACAAGAAAUCACAAAGUCACAGUAAAAGAAGAGUUACCUGCUCCUAUGGUGACUCUAGGUCGUGGUCUCUAUCCAAUGUGCGUAUUUAUUUCUGCUGUUUAUCAUAGGAGGACACAAGAAAUUGUAUGUAUUUAUUGAGCUGUGAUUGAAUCAGGGUUAAAAUUUUUAAAAAGAAACAUUUUUAUAGGAAUGUAUUUGCUUUGUGACCAAAAGAAGAUACUGUAAUUUUUGCAGGUCGCACCAGUUGUAUUUCUGACUUUCUAAAGUCAUGUUGAUGCUUUGAUUUCUGAAUGUAAUGCACCUUAUUCCUUUCUCUUUUCCUGUGUGUAAUUGUCCGUUUUUUUGUGUUGUUUUGUUUAUUUUUCCUUUGAUUUUUGGAGCAACACUGGCUCUUACUGAAAGGAUUUAAAAUUGCUUAUUUGUUAAAUAUAGUUUUUGAAAGGUUUGUGUGCAGGUUGCGCUUGACAGAAAAAUUGCAGAUACUUUUGAUAUUCCCUGACUAUGAGUUGCAUUAAGAUGUGACCUGCUAAUUAGAAAACUUUAAAUUGAGUUUCUAUUUUUUGUUAUGUCAGCGGUUUUAUAAAGUAUGAUGUUAAAUUUAAACAGAUCAACAAGACACAAACUCAGCAAAAUCUGCUCUAGCAAUACAUGCCAGUUAAAUAAAGUCUAAUACAAAAAUAUGCACCUCAACUAUAAUAUACAACUUAAAAAAAUUCUGGUUUGUUCUCAAUGUCAACAAUUAAAAGUUGAUACCUGA